Ectocarpus siliculosus is the source of this 609-nucleotide messenger RNA. The record is from the annotation of a GenBank genome assembly. NCBI's taxonomy places the organism in Eukaryota, Phaeophyceae, Ectocarpales, Ectocarpaceae.
AUGCCCCCUGAAGACCUGGAGGACGGGUACUUCGAGAGGCCUACCCCCCUGCUCCUGGUUGCGGGAGAAGGCCAGCCGGCCGCCUGGUGGAAGGACACCACCUCCUUCUUCGCGUCGAGAGGGUGCACGGUAGGGACCAUGGCUCUCACCGGAAGAGGGAGCUCUCCGACAGACACGCUCACCCUCAGAGCCCUCCAAGCCGGCGUCGCCGCAGCGGUAGACCAGAGCGGCCUCACACCCCCGGUCAUCAUGGCCCACUCCAUGGCGGGUUUCGUGUGCCAGCAGUACCUGCAGUCGUACUCCGCCUCCGGGUUGGUGCUGCUGGAGUCCUUCCCCCCCUCCCCAGGAGCUCUGGCCAACGAGCACUUGCUGCGGGCGCGUGCUGGAGACCCGGGCGAACCCAACGAUCACGUCGCUGGACCAUCUGCUAGCCUUGGUGCCCAGGAGCUUGCGCAGCUGAUGAAGGACGACCCCGCGCACUGGGAAGGUCUCCUGAGGUGUGCGAAUACUGAUGGACGACUAUUGGGCAAUUCCGCAAUACAAACAGAAUCCUGCGGGUGUUUUUGGACCGACUCAGUUUGUACCUGUACCGCCAACAUGCAGGACUAA